AUGCGUGGCCUCAGGGUGUUCCCUCAGGUGCUCCGCCAGGUGCUCCUUCAGGUGCUCCUUCAAGUGCUCCUUCAGGUAUUUCUUCAGGUGUUCCUUCAGGUUUUCGUUCAGGUGUUCCUUCAGGUGCUCCUUCAAGCGCUCCUUCAGGUAUUCGGUCAGGUAUUCCUUCAAGUGUUCUUUCAGUUGCUCAACCAGGUGCUCCUCCCAGUGCUCCUUCAUUUGUUCCUUCAGGUGACCGUUCAGGUUCCGCCUCGUGCUCUCACGGAUGGCGCCAGGGAUGCUGUCACAAGUGCUGCCAGCGAUGCAUGUGCUGAUUGUUCCACCAUGCAGCAGCAGCAGCAGGGGCAGCAGCAGCAGCAGAGGCAGCAGCAGCAGCAGGGGCAGCAGCAGCAGCAGAGGCAGCAGCAGCAGCAGCAGCAGGGGCAGCAGCACACCAGCAUCACUGUUGCGCGCCACGUGGCGUUCAUGCAGGAGGAGCAAGCGGAGGAGCAAGCGGGGGAGCAAGCACAGGAGCAAGCGGAGGAGGAAGCGGGGGAGGCGGAAGAGGAAGAUUAUCAUCGGGCGUCAAGGCCGAACCUGAGUCACCACCUCCUCUCAACUCCCCACGUUCUAACACUGCCACUCUUGCCACCUCUUUUGCAGAGAGUGCUGCUUUUGCCAGCAAUUCUCGACUUCCUGAGAUGCCUGCUGCAGGCAGCAGCUCACAUGUGCAGCAAUCCACGUGGUCUCCUUCUUUGCGUUGCACGCCGAAACUUGCAGCAACGGACGCUGCAGCAGCAGGCGGUGAAGCAGGCGGUGAAGCAGGCGGUGCAGCAGGAACAGGCGCAGGAGCAGCAGGAGAAGCAGCAGUAG
Molecule: messenger RNA, 852 nt
Organism: Closterium sp. Naga37s-1
Lineage: Eukaryota; Viridiplantae; Streptophyta; Zygnematophyceae; Desmidiales; Closteriaceae
Source: the annotation of a GenBank genome assembly